Lodderomyces jiufengensis is the source of this 1668-nucleotide messenger RNA. RefSeq names its product Cht3p (gene CHT3). NCBI's taxonomy places the organism in Eukaryota, Fungi, Ascomycota, Pichiomycetes, Serinales, Debaryomycetaceae. Gene Ontology annotation, cellular component: extracellular region. The record is from RefSeq and is a predicted model, not a curated record. The transcript has a single exon. Bases 1 to 1668 code for a protein of 555 amino acids. Gene Ontology annotation, molecular function: chitinase activity. Gene Ontology annotation, biological process: carbohydrate metabolic process.
AUGUUUCAGUUUAUAAAUUUUUUAUUAAUUUUUUUAAUUCCUGUUUUUGCAUUUGAUCCAAAUAGUAAUUCAAAUGUUGCAGUAUAUUGGGGUCAAAAUUCAGGAGGUAAUCAACAAAGAUUAUCUUAUUAUUGUGAUUCUGAUGCUGCUGAUAUUUAUAUAUUAUCAUUUAUGCAUAUGUUUCCAAAUCCUAUUCAAUUAAAUUUUGCUAAUGCUUGUGAAGGUACUUUUACUCCAAAUGGUAUAUUAAAAUGUGACACUAUAGCUGCUGACAUUCAAUAUUGUCAAUCCAAAGGUAAAAUUGUUUUGUUGUCAUUAGGUGGUGCAGCUGGUUCUUAUGGUUUUACUUCUGAUGCUGAAGGUAAAGAAUUUGCUCAUACUGUUUGGGAUUUAUUUGGUAAUUCUCAAAAUUUACCAACAGCUGAUAGACCAUUUGGUGAUGCCAUAUUAGAUGGGUUUGAUUUUGAUAUUGAAAAUAAUGUCAAUACUGGUUAUAAUGCAAUGGCUGUUGAAUUAAAACAAAUCUUUGCACAAGAUACAUCUAAAAAUUAUUAUCUUGGUGCAGCACCUCAAUGCCCAUACCCAGAUGCUUCUGUUGGUCCUUUAUUAGAAAAUAGUCAUAUUGAUUUUGUCUUUAUUCAAUUUUAUAAUAAUUAUUGUAAUUUAGGUUCAUCAUGGUUUAAUUGGAAUACUUGGUUAGAUUAUGCAACUAAUGUUAGUCCAAAUAAAGAUGUUAAAUUAUAUGUUGGUGUACCAGGUGCUAUUAGAGCUGCAGGUUCAGGUUAUAAUUCUCCAGAUUUAGUUUCAGAAUAUUUAACUAGUGAUAUAACAAGUUCUCCAUUCUUUGGUGGUAUUUCAAUGUGGGAUGUUUCAGCUGCUUGGGAUAAUGUUGAUCCUUCAGGAAAUUUUGUUCAAAAUAUUAAAGCUAUUGUAAAUGAUGAUAUUUUUACUGCUGCUACUGUUUCAACUUCAUCAACUUCAUCAACUUCAGAUAUUGAUACCACAACCACCACCACUGUUACUAUUACUUCAACAACCACCACUUCAUCAACAACUCCAACCACUUCUAGUACAAGUAGUACUUCAACAACAUCAACUACUGAUCCAACCACUAGUUCAACCAGUACAAGCUCGACCAGUACAAGCUCAACAAGCACCUCCACAACUUCAACUUCCACUACCUCAACUUCAACUUCCACUACCUCAACUUCAACUACAUCAACGUCAACUACUUCAACUUCAACCACUAGUAGUAGUACCAGUACAACUACAUCCACCACUCCAACAACUUCAACCACGUUCACCAGUACUUCAUCAUCUAUAAUUCCAACAACCACCUCCGAAACAUCAUCAAUAGCAUCAAUAGCACAAUCAACUACCGAAGAGCAAAAAGAAACAUCAUCCAUAGUUGAAUCUCAAGCAACUCCCCAAAGUCCUUCUGAUACCCUGGAAACCGUUUAUAGAUCAUCAUUAACAACAUUAUCAACUUCAUUAAUUUCAAAUUCACCAUUAACUACUCAACAACCAACAACAACAAGUCAAAAUAUUUUCACUUCUUACGUUUUUGCACCUACAACUUUUACUACCAUUGCAACAUUUUAUGAAAUUAUAACUACACGAACUCAUCUUAAUACUAUUUAUGGUAGACCUCCAACAACUGCAACUUAA